Messenger RNA from Cygnus atratus (black swan), 2600 nucleotides. It is a transcript of the gene TIPIN, whose product is annotated as TIMELESS interacting protein. The transcript is spliced from 7 exons. NCBI's taxonomy places the organism in Eukaryota, Metazoa, Chordata, Aves, Anseriformes, Anatidae. Bases 23 to 775 code for a protein of 250 amino acids. Gene Ontology annotation, cellular component: replication fork protection complex; nucleus. Gene Ontology annotation, molecular function: DNA binding. Gene Ontology annotation, biological process: DNA damage response; replication fork processing; replication fork arrest. The record is from RefSeq and is a predicted model, not a curated record.
GCACAAACGUUCGUUUUUGGCCAUGAUAGACCCUUUAGAGAACAACUUGUUCGAUCUCCCCGACUACGAGAACACAGAAGAUGAAAAGUUUCCGCCCCUCCCACCCCCUGCCUCUCCGGGGGCGGCCGGGGCUGACUGGGCUGAGGCUCGCGGAGAACCAGAUGGAAACCAACAGUCACAGACAAAGGAUUCUUCUGUAGCUACACGGAAAGCAGUUAAAAGAUCAGUACCUAAAUUAGAUGCUCACAGGUUAGUUUCAGAAAGAGGACUUCCUGCCUUAAGACACAUGUUUGACAAUGUAAAGUUCAAGGGUAAGGGGCAUGAGGCAGAGGACUUGAAGACACUUAUACGACAUAUGGAACACUGGGCUCAUAGAUUAUUUCCAAAAUUGCAAUUUGAUGAUUUUAUUGACAAAGUAGAGUCUCUGGGAAGCAAAAAGGAAGUUCAGACCUGCCUAAAACGGAUUAGACUUGAUCUUCCUAUUUUAUCUGAAGACUUCACAAGUAAUGAAGAUGGUGGAGGUGAAAGCAAUGGACUGGAUACAGCCAAUGAAGAAGUAUAUCCGUGCUCUGGGAACGUAGGAGACCUUGAUUCUCUGCCUAGUACAACUCUCACAGAAGAGCAACAACAGCGGAUCAGGAGGAACAGGCAGCUGGCCUUGGAACGUAGGCAGGCAAAGAUGCAGUGCAACAGCCAGUCACAACGCAACGAGUUCUCUCCUAGUUACCCAGAAGAGGAGGAGUUUAAUACCCCCAUUGCUCAGGGACCUGGCUGAUGUCACAGAAGACCCUCAGGUUACUGUGCCCACGGCUGCUGUUACGGAAGCUGAGGACAGAGAUACAGAAUUGGAAUGUGCCAGUGAAAAGCAGAGACCUUUUCCCAGCUCUUGAGUGACUUUAACAGAAGCACCCCACCAGGUUAAGUACUACCAUUUUUAUUGAAAAGCUGCUGGCUCUUCACACUCCAUCUCCAGAAGCGCAGGGAAGCCCUAACUGUGACGCCUGCAUGGUUGGGCAGAACUGUUUUCUUCACACUGCCGAUGAAUUGCUCCGUAUGCUGGCAGACAGGACACCAUUCUUCAUCGUAUCAGCAUGUGGGACUUCUUUUGUUGUUGUUCACUGACAUUGUUUAGGAAAUGUUAGUGAGUUUUCUGGCCUACUCUGACCUUUUCUUACAGUUGAUGUCAAACUGAGAUGUUAAGAGGUUAAGUUUGUAUUCAUGUUUUUAAUGGAAGAUACGUAACAGGAGAGUUAAGUCUGAACAAGCAUCCUGUUUUUAACUCACUUAUCAAGUACCUGUAUCUUGUUCUUACAAAACAGAAGCUAUUAAAUUUCAGAACUCAAACUUGAAAUUCUUGUAUGAGGCUGUUACACUACAGGCAUUCAAAACUUCCCCCUCCCUGGUGCAAGUCAAACAUCCUCAGACAAGUACAUCUUACAGGACCAUAAAUUAGCUAUCUUUCUUCAUCUAAUCCUGUUCUCUAACUUGAAGCUCUGUUUCAUCUUCCUUUUACAAUACCGUUUUUCCCUCUUACACAAUAGCAACAGCCAUAAAAUAACCUCUUCUUUCUGUAGAAUGAACAAGAAACUACUCCAAAGUUACCAGCAUUAUGGUAAAGCUCUGGGACUGUCCUCUGUAGUAGCAUAGGGUAGGCCUGUUCAGAACAAGCUGGAUUUCUAAAAGUUGAACUAAGACACAAACUGAAGUUAGGACACGAACACCCUUUACAGCUGGUGAAACAAGUUCAUGUCAACAGCUGUUAUUUUAUGCCAGCUGGAGAACUGCAAUUAACAAAGGCUCUAGAUUAGCAUGACUGAGUUCCCUGUUUAUAAGCUUGUAGUUAUGAGUUAAACUUGCUAAACUCUGUUGGCGGGGAAUUAACAGCUACAGUAAGUAGGAAGACAUCAGGAAAUAAUUAGGUUUUAAGAACUUAGUUUAUAGAGAACAAGGACAAGUAACUUUUUUUUGAAUGGCAGUUGAAAGAAUUUACCACGCAGUCUUAAAUCUAGAAGAUGAGAUCUAGCAUGUAUAAAGUCUUUUAAAAAGUCACAUGUAUUCCUAAUCAUAAAAAUAAUUCUUAUUUAAAAUAGACAGUUUAUCUUAAAAUCACUCAAAUAUUUAAAUAUUGUUUUUUAAAAAACUUAAUUGUACAAAUUGAAUAUGAGUAGAACCUCAAAAAGCCUGUUGGGUUAUAGUUCAAGUUCUGAUAUCAGCUGAAACAUCCAAUAGAGCCAAGUCCCUGAUCUCCUCCAGCAGCUGGUAUAAGCUUGGUCCCUUUGUCUGGCAGUACUCCCGAUACUCUUCCUCAAUUACUUCAACUCUUGCUUUUUCUUGGGCAUGCUGGGCUUUUUCUGCAGACUGGCUGACUUCUUUUACCAAAUCAGAUUUCACCAUGUUGAAAUUCUUCUGGGAAACCUCCGUGGCUGAAGUCUGGUACGGUGCAUUCCUGAUUAUUUCAAGCUUGAUUGUGUCAGCAUGGCAGCGGGAAGUCUGCACAAGUAUUUUCACCUUAAAAGCAAUUCAACAAUUAUUUUAUUUCUCAUCAUGCUAUUUCCUUUUACUUUCUUCAGAUUAAAUACUCACUGUUAUGUGAUCGAAAA